AUGGACUCCCUCAUCCCCCAGAUUCGCAACCUCUACGCCCAAGCCGACGAGCCAACCCGCCAAAAGAUGCAGACUGACCUCCGCGAUCUCCAGGCUUCUUUCGACGACGACUGGGACCUCGUAGUCCGUAUAUCGUCCGGGUCCCUGCAGAUGCCCCUUGUAAAAGUCGGCACUGACUUGUCUCUUUUCACCCUCCUCUCCUCUUCCGAGGAAGCCCUAUCCCUGUCCACCCUGUCAACCAGUACAUCCGCAGCCCCCAAAAUGCUCUCGCAUCUGCUUCGCGCAAUGGCAGCUUUCGGCCUUAUCGACGAGUUAUCAGUCGACACUUUCGCCGCAAACAGGACCACGCAUACGCUAGCUAACGUCCACGUUUCAGGUGCGAUAGCACACGGGUACGACAUCCAUCUGCCCACCGCAUACGCGUUUCCGUCUUGGUUGGCAGAGAAUAAGUACCAGGAUAUCUCUAGUAACAAGAAUCUGCCAUUUCAUAAGGCGCUGAAGACGGAUUUGACGCCGUUUGAGUGGAUGGCACAGCGUCCUGAGCAGAUGGCAUCGCUUGGGCAUGCGAUGGCGAUACAGCGGGAAGGCCACUGGUUGGACUCGUAUCCUGUCAUGAAUGCUAUAGGCGACUUCAAAGCUUCUGCCGAAUCGGCUGUGCUCGUUGACAUCGGUGGCGGCUUUGGGCAGCAAGCGUCCGCAUUCAAGAAGAAGUUUUUCGAUGUAGAGGGCAGGAUCGUGGUACAAGACAUCGCAUCGACGCUUAGCAGCGCGCCAAAAGUCGAAGGACUGGAGUUCCAAGAGCACGACUUCUUCAAGGAACAGCCGAUCAAGGGGGCGAAGUUUUACUACUUAAGACAUAUUCUACAUGACUGGACGGAAGAGGACAGCAUCCGAAUACUGAAAGCAGUAGUUCCAGCAUUGGGACCUGAGUCGCUCCUUGUAAUUGAUGAGGUCGUGUUGCCGGACGAAAAGCUGCCAUGGCAGGCUGCAUAUAUGGACCUCACGAUGAUGGCAUCGUUGGGUGGUGUUGAGCGGACAAAGAAAGAAUUCGAGAUGUUGCUAGAGGCAGCUGGUCUGCAGAUUCUCGAGGUCCAUCGCUACGAUGCCAAGAUGCAGAGCGUCAUUAUCGCAGCGCCGAAAUAG
This is a messenger RNA of Didymosphaeria variabile, 1143 nucleotides long. RefSeq lists its product as uncharacterized. Lineage: Eukaryota; Fungi; Ascomycota; Dothideomycetes; Pleosporales; Didymosphaeriaceae. Gene Ontology annotation, molecular function: O-methyltransferase activity. The record is from RefSeq and is a predicted model, not a curated record. Bases 1 to 1143 code for a protein of 380 amino acids. The transcript has 3 exons.